AUGGAGUCGUCGAAGAUGCGCCCGGGCUCCAAAACGUUGGCGUUUUCCUCAAUAUUUCUCUCCCUUGUUGUCUGCUUUGUAGCACUGGUUCACGUCGAGGUCGAACUUCAUGCUCAUCGACAAAUGCUUCAAGUCUUAAGUCAACAAAGAGCGGAUAAUUUUGAGCCACGCAAAACUGUUCAUGAGCCGAUCACCUCAUCCUUUCACAGUGACUCUGUUGAAGGUAAGUUGCGUGUUUCUUACUUUAUAAGUUAUUCACUGACUGAGACAUGGCGUCGAGUAGUGUGUACGCUUCGCAUAAAUUCUUUCGUCGGUAGCUAUUUCUAUUGCCCUCCCAAUGUUGGUGUGCAAGAUUUGGUGAGUUAACAAGUGCGAUAAAAAACAUUUGGAGGACGAGGAGAAGGGACGGAAGCAAAAAAACAGCGUUGGGUGUAAGUGUCCCAACUAUUUUUUGUCUAAGACUGUAGCUAGCUAAGAUAUAUCUCGUCAAUAUCGCAAAUUUUACAGAGGUAUGUACAUGUAUGGUGUCAUUAUCCAACAAUAGCAGCAACAACGUAGCAAUCCGCAGCACUGCGUUUGAAAAAUCUAACAGUGUUUCCUGAUACUGAAAAAAAGGUUGUUUUUUUUAUAGUGUGAAAUUGAAGGGAAUCUUUGUUUUGAGUCUGUUUUUGUAACCAGUUCAGCUAUUGUUCAACUGAAAAGACUUCCUCCGCUGUCUGAAAGGAUAAGGUAAUUGUUAGCUGCAUCAGGUUACAGCCGUGAUAUAUAGUCAUUUUACGAUCACGUCUAGUUACGCAACCGAAACAUUCCAAACUUUGGCGCGACGAGACGUCAUGAUGAUGACGAUGAAAAAAAAAAUCUCAAAGAAUUUAAUAUAAAAAUACAAUAGGCCCAGGAAAAUGAACGCAGACGAUCAAAGUUCCCCUAACAUAUCAGAACAGAUAAACAGUUUUUAGGGCAGCUCUAAAUUAACCAAACAGGCUUCUAAAGCAUAGAGAAAUCCAUUUGAGACACUUCUGGCCUAUUUGGCCAUUGGGUGUCCCUUAUCAAUGACGUCAAUAAAAGGCGAAAAUGAUUUCUUAAAAACCUACAAGAAAGUGAAGGUUUCUUUGGGUGGUAUUAGGCCAUUUGCACGAUAACAGAAUUUUACUACUAAGCCGAGAAUCCAUUUCAUUUCAUUUUCAUUUCAUUUCAUUUCAUUUAUUUGUUUUUUUAGUCACUCACAUUACAUAAAAAUAAAACGUUACAAGAGGUGUUAAUUAAAAUAUAAGUUGUUGUGACAAGGAAGCUAUAUUAAGCUAUAUUACAAAGGGGAUCGCAGCUUGUGGAGAAAACAUAAAACUUAAGCGACAGACCCCGAGUAUCAAUGAGAUAAUUUUGCAGAUUUUUUAAAAACAAAUAUGGAAGAGGAGCUGGUUAGUGUAACUGGCAAAGAAUUGCAAAUUGUUGGUCCCGCAGGUUAUUGUUUUCUUGUUAUUUAAACCUCCCUGGGAUUACCACAUUUAGAUAUGAAAAGAAAAGCGAAAAUGAUUCUAGACGUAGUAGUACAGUGUAUAAUGACGCCAUGGUGCAAAUGAUCCAUUAUCUUCCCUAUUUAUUAUUAACAAAGUAUCACCAUCACUGUUUUUCUUCUUUUCUUUCCAUGUAGUUGCAGAAGUUCACAGUCGCCACAAACGCAACUCUAAAAGUGUCAACAAGAACUCAAGUGCGACUGUCAGUCGUGAUGACAUCGAAAGGGAAGUCCACCGGGCCCUAAGUAGCCUGGCCUGCACGGUGCAUUGUCCUAAAGGUAUUAGGGGGAGACGUGGCAGGCCUGGUCCCCCGGGCAAGCAGGGUCCACCUGGACCUCAAGGACCUCAAGGACCUAAAGGAAGCAAAGGUGCUCAAGGCGAUCAGGGACCACCUGGGCCUCAAGGCGAUCAGGGCCUUCAAGGACCCAAAGGCGAUCCUGGUGAAUCUAUCUCAGCUCCCUCUAUUGUCUCACCUCCGUUUUCCAUGGUGGUAAAUGAAACUGGUAUAGCCUCAUUGCAGUGCGAGGUUAAGGGAAAUCCAACACCUCAGGUCACGUGGCUAAAACACAAUUCAAGUCUUCUCGCCGACAAGCGAAUCUUCCAAUCACGUGGCGGAUUAACUAUUAGAGAUGUGACGUCACAAGAUAGUGGUAUUUACACUUGUAAAGCAAGAAAUUUACUUGGCGUGAUAACAUCAUCAGCAGCGUUAACUGUUCAAGGUGAAAAAAAGCUCACCACUUUCCAUUUUUCACAACGUCAAUUUUUAACGACUGCGAACAAGCAAGGAUAGGUUGUCGCAUGCUUAUGCUAAGUUAAAUUUGAUAAUUUGAUGCAUCGCCACACUUGCAGAGGCACUGUGCGAAACAUUUAUAAUGUGAAAAUAAAUAAAUUAUUUUAAUGUAGGGAACUAAACAGCGCAAAAAAUAUAAACCGGUACUUCUUGGUCUAUUUUGUUGAGAUGCUUGAACCAGACAUCACUAUAACGUGUGAAUGAACCAUAUAUUUCAAUUACAAAGCUGGUACUGAGGCAAAAUGGCACUUUUAAUCAAGCCGAUGUUUCGACUAGUACCACUAGUCUUCUUCAGGACCAGUGCUAUCGACAUAACACAGCAAGAAGGCUUUUUUCAUGUUUAAUUCUGUGUUUCUGUGAGAGCACCACUUGUUCAAAUCAAUAUGCAUGUUCAGUAUAAAAGAAACUUGUCAUCUCCCCCUUUUUUGUUGUAACAAACUUGUUUGGGUACAUGUUCGACAUGACAAUUUUUUGUAACAAGCAGCUUGGUUCAUUUACUGUAAUGUUGUAGCACCUCGAUCACUCAAACUCUAAUGCCCUCUCCAAGAUCUCUACGAUUCGAUUAAGGCACUACCUGUCAAUAUUUGGGGCGGACGAUUGGGGCUACUUUAAUUGGAUAAGGUUACAAUUUUAUGGAGGCCAUUUCUGGGAAAGCGACUUUGAUUUGAUAGCAUAGAGACGUGGUGAGGAUCCAGGUGAGGGGACCAACAAUUUUUACUCACAACACUUGAAAUUAAGACCGGUCUAUCCAGAGCGACGUUACGACUGUUGCAUCAGAGAUAUAUGAAUGUUCCAGUGACAGCUGUACUUGUAGAGUUACAGUUAUUUACUAUUUAUUCUUCAACUUCGUUGUCAUUACCACCGCGUUUUCUCACUGCAUUUUCAAUUACGAAUCGAACGUUAGGGGCAUUUUAUCAGUAUAGAAAAUGAACUGCAAAGCUUGACUUCAGUUACUUACUCGGAUGUUGGGUAUGAUAAACUGACCAUACCUGUUGUAUUCUUUUGUAGUUGGUGCCGUGAUCACUCAUAAACCCUCCUCUAUCAUCGUUGAAGAAGGGCAAAACGCGAUUUUACAGUGUAAAGCUAGUGGUCGCCCAACUCCCAGAAUCACGUGGCGAAGAGCAUUGAGUCACUUGCCCAAAGGGAGGACAAGAGUGGUUGAUGGUAAUCUGACCAUAGAGGGUGUGGCUAAAUCAGAUAGCGGGACUUACGAAUGCUUAGCAAAGAAUCUCCUGCGUCAGGAAUCAGCUGUCGCCAUACUAAUGGUGACUGACGAGCUUAAAUUCACCAUUACCCCUGCCCUGAAAGUUAAAGCGGAAACAUCAAGCGAUUUGAUGUUAAACUGUAAAGCUCAAGGUUCAACAGGAACUAUUUGGAAAAGAGUGGGGCAAAGUCUACCUCAAAACCACGUUCUAUAUUUUAAUGGCACAUUGCUGCUUCGGAAUUUGAAGCUGAAUGAUGCUGGCUCCUAUAAAUGCGUUGCAGGAAACGCCCAGCGUUCUAUUGAGGCGAUGUCUGUUGUUGACGUGUGUGAGUAUUUAAUCAAUUAAAAAUUAACUAGUUAAUGUAAGCUUCUCAAAGUUAACAAAAAAUGAAAACAAAAAGAAAAAACAGGUUAUUUAGGGCCUGUUUACAUGGAGGUGGGGGACCCCAGGUAGGUGAGGUAAUCCGCUUAGGUGGGGCAACCUGCCUUUCCACAUAAUCUCUCAUUUUAAUUUGGCAACGUUUACAUGAUAGGUGGGGGUGACCCUCCACAUGUUACCUCACCUAUCUGGGGUCCCCACCCCUAUGUAAAGAGGCCUUUAGUAAACUGGACAGCUUUUCCAUGAGGCUUACCGUUUACCGAGCUGGAAAGGCAUUUACCGCUAUCAAUAGACAUUGCCCUUGUUAGAGGGUCUCAAUGGGGGUUAAGCGUGUGGCGUGAAACGUCCAAAAAAUUAACCGUGUGUCGUGAAAAAGGAAAAAAAUUAACCGUGUGUCGUGAAUUAUUUUUGUCCAGAUAACCGUGUUGUUUGUAGCUUUUCCUAAGCUCUUAACAAUUAUUUGAUGUAUGUGGUCCAUUUGGUAUUUUUAGUUUGUUUUUCAGACAGAAAAAACAUUUAUUCGAUAUAUAGACAAAAUCACCACAGGUAUCCCAAAGAACACGAAAUAACAAUGCACAUUGUGUAUGACGUCAUUUUUGAAGAUAAGCACAUGGCUGGUGGAUUUUAGAGUCUGCCUGAUCGUCCCGGUCGAAAGUCUGGACGAUGAGUGUGAUUAAAGCCAUUGUAAGUGUCUUUAGUCAAGGGCAAGAAAAGCCAAUCGAAAGAUAUAAGUCCAGAAUUCUGUUAAGCGACGAGCACAAGGAGUCGUUAAAUGCUUUCGAAAAGCAUCUUUCUGAUUUUUUGGGCCUCAAGGAUAAGAUGCGAACCUUGGGUCUGGGCCAAUACACAUUGAAGAUUGUGAUUUCGGCGAGGAAUAUGAAACGGACUCAGACGAUAGUUUGUUUUUCGAUGACGAACCUGAUUAUGUAACAAACAAGCCGGUAAUAACAAGAUCGGGAAGACAUGUCAAGGCCUGGGCAAAGUUUGAUGUUUAAUCACCGUUAGAAAUGUAAGUACAUAUUUCGUUGUGCACAUAAAACUCAUAAGAAUGCAAACAUAGUUAGUAGAAGGAGACCGCUAAACUAUGAUGGAAACAAUGAAAAAAAGCAAAUAGCUCUCAGAUGCUCAAAAAAUAACAUGAACAAUAAUAAUUCAUUGUCUUAAUUCUAACAUUCGUUUUUACUGUUUAGCACCACUUUGCCAAAAUACACUCAUGUUUUUGUUGUUUUCCUUGGCUGUUUUUCUCGGGGCCUUCAACAUGCAUUGCAGGAGAGGUUUUUUUUUUAUAAAAAUUGCAUUUCUACUACCUUUUUUGUGCCUGGAACCUGAUUAGACUGACUAGAUUUCCUUUUUCAUUAUUUCAGGGGUCAGUUUCGUCAGUGCCCCCGAUUAUCAAUGCCACUCUUUAGAAAGGGGGGACAAUAUUUGUUAUUGUUGUGAACUUUUGAACAGUAAUACGUGUAUGCUAAUCUUAGUUAACCGUGCCGAAGAAAAAUUAAACGUGCACCGUGAAAUCGCGAAAUUUUUAACCGUGUACCGUGUUUGCUACACCCCCAUUGAGACCCUCUUGUUAUAGGAAAUUAUAAUUAAAAUUUUACGCCCCAUGAAAUUAACGCGAAUUUCAAAAAUUUGCUUAAUUUAAGUCGUGUUAAUUUUAUCAAGGGUUAAUUUCCGCGUCCUUAAUUAGGUGGAGCUCUAAUUUCCGCAACCUUAAUUACCAUUCUUUUUGGCUACAAAUUCUCGACUUUAACACUUUUAGGGCCUUAACGUACGAAGGGGAUCAAGCGAAGAAAUCUGGCCACUUUGAGGGUUCUUCACAGUUUCACUGUUACUGACGGAUCUCUUCCCUGAUAAAAUACUCCUCUUUCUUAGGUGUCAAGAAGAUCAGAAGUGCAUCGAGAAUUUGGGGGCGAAAUAAUGGAAAUUAUAAGGUUGCGGAAAUUUACUCCACUUAAUUAACCGAGCGAAAAUAAACGCUUACAAAAAUUAACGCGAAUUAAAGAAGCACGAACUUUGCUUUUCUAACUUUGUUCCUGUAUUCUUAACAAGCUCUGUUUCUUUGUGAACAUCGGGGUGAUUUCCUUUAUUUUGAAAUGUUACCUCCCCUCUCGCGUUAAUUUCCCUUAAUGGAAAGCCGUUUUCCACUAAAUUCGUGAUAAUUUACGUAGCGUUAAUUUCCAAUACCUUGGUUACUGAUAAUAACAGAAAUCAAAGGAACAGCAGACGCGGUAGCUCAGCUAUUUUGGCAGAACUGGAGAAAUGAUUACACUAAGUAUGAUGAGAACUUGGCCGAUCCACUGCUUAGAAACAGAGCAAGAAUACUUCAACUUCAAUGCAAUCUAGACAAUAGAAAAAGGAAUAUCGUAUAGAUCAUAAAAACAAUCUGCAAUGUUAUGGCCAGAGUAAAACAAAAACGGAUAUUUAAUAUGUUAAUUAUAAUUAUUAAAAUCUAAAUUAUUGGAUAAUGCAAUCCUAGAGCUCUGAUUGGCUUAGCCAUCAUGGUAUAUUGGCCCUUAUACUAUGCUCUCCAAAUUAUGGUCUCUGUACGCGUCUGCUCAAAAUUAAAACCAGACCUACACCCUGACCACCAGUUCUACGCGAGAGGCCAGCUCCCAGACCACUGGGCCACACUGCCGCUGAAUACAGUAACUAAUCACGUAAAAUUAAUAGUCUUAAACCAUUUCCCUGUUUUAUGCAACUUAUGGUCAGAAGAGAUAGCUGUAUGCAUGACUACGGGAGUCGAUUCCAGUGAGAAAACAUUUCAUACAACUUUCGGCAAUGACUGGAAAUUCUCAUGGGAUAGCAAAACGAGAACAAAAACGAUGGGGCUGAGACAUAAUCGACUGUUUACAGUUAUUUUUACAUAGAAAAAGGUAGAUCAUAUUGAGACAGACUUCCAAAAUAAUGAGUCACGCGUAUAUUAAGCCACUUCAAUGUAAAAUAUGGACAUCAACGCAAACUCAAACUAUACACUUGUCUACAAUAGUAUUCUAUCAGUUGAACUUAGAAAUGCUAAAACGCCGAAAAGUGUGGUCACGUCAGAGGUCGGUCAUCUGUUGAUUAUUGUUUUUAUCACAGACAUCAACGAAUGUUCCAGCAAUCCUUGUUUAAACGGAGGAUCGUGUACGGACCAGGUUAAUGGCUAUGCUUGUAGCUGUCAGCCAGGAUACACAGGAAGACAGUGUCAAACAAGUAAGAAAUAUUUUAAGCGUUGUAAUAUCCCCUGAAUNACGCGUAUAUUAAGCCACUUCAAUGUAAAAUAUGGACAUCAACGCAAACUCAAACUAUACACUUGUCUACAAUAGUAUUCUAUCAGUUGAACUUAGAAAUGCUAAAACGCCGAAAAGUGUGGUCACGUCAGAGGUCGGUCAUCUGUUGAUUAUUGUUUUUAUCACAGACAUCAACGAAUGUUCCAGCAAUCCUUGUUUAAACGGAGGAUCGUGUACGGACCAGGUUAAUGGCUAUGCUUGUAGCUGUCAGCCAGGAUACACAGGAAGACAGUGUCAAACAAGUAAGAAAUAUUUUAAGCGUUGUAAUAUCCCCUGAAUGGUUUUGGCAAAAGUUGUAAUCAAUCUUUUAAUUUUGCCUUGAAAAGUUGAUCUCAGUUUCUCGUGUUGUACUUUUUACCACAGACAUCAACGAAUGUUCCAGCAAUCCUUGUUUAAACAGAGGAUUUUGCGUUGACCACAUUAAUCGAUAUGCUUGUCUAUGUGAGCCUGGAUACACAGGGACUAGGUGUCAAUCAGGUACGUAGGUAUUAGCAUUUAAGGCACUGUAAAUGCUUGUGUGGGAAACAAACCCGUCGAGCAGGCUAUUUGACAUUCUAGAAGCCUUCUUUCGAAUGGGAAUGACGGGGAUAAUUCGUUGAUUGUCUUGUCGCAUUGUGGCUCCUCCAACUUUGGCCCAUCCCUUCCUGGUAAUUAUUACAUAGCUGCUUAUACAAGAAAAAAAGGAUGGCGUCUUUUUCGAAAGCAUAUUGAGACAAUUUAAGUACUCUUCAUCGCUGACAUAUAUUAAGGAGGUAGCCCAAAUUUUUCAAUAGUUUUUGUUGAGUAUAGGGCGACCAACACAACAUGGUGCAAUACAACACCUUGAAUGUUACAAUGUCGUUCCAACCUCUACGUGUUCUUCCUAAUUCUAAUCAAGCCUAAAAUUCUGUUCCCUUUUCUCGCAAUGGUAUCAAUAUGACAAUUCACAUAAAGAGAUGAUGGUUUAAGGUGGGCCAAGGCUGCGAAAUUCGUCAAUUUCCUCCAAGACAGAACCGUUCAUUUACGGUCCUAUUUGAUAUUAAAUGGUUGGUAAUUCGCACUAACUUCCAGCACUUACACCGAAGGUUAUCUUGUUUAAAGAUGACUCCAUGCUUAGUUUAAUGAGAUCCCCGGCCUUAAAACAUCAACUGAUUAUUGGGGCAAGUUAUUGCUCUAAAUGCCUUACAUUGGUCUGCAUAACGUGCCACCGACUCCCUUGGAGUGACCACCUCAGGAGGACCACUGAUAACUUAAAAUAGCGAAAACAGGGGGCUCAAGAUUCGAAAAAGUGCCCAGCACAAUCGGGACAUGCCUUCUUCUUGGCACAAGUUUUCAAAAUACGUGCGGGAGAGGGAACCUAAAUACUGCGCCAGGACUUCGAGCCAGGACUCCUGUCACGACGUAUACUAGAAACUCGUUAUCGCAAAAAUCUCAUGAAGCUGUAAAGGGUCAGCAGUGGGAAUAAAGGGAAACAAGCCAAAGGGAAAAAAUAUGAACAAAAAAACGAAACUAAACAGAAAACAAUGCGCAAAGUAAACGAAAAUGGCCAUAUCGAGAGUCAAACCUACACCUUGACCACCUUCUACGCGCGAAGCCAGCUCCCAGACCACUGGGCCGGGCCACGCUGCCGUUGAAUAACUAAUCACGUAAAAUUAAUGGUCUUAAACCAUCUUCCCUGCUGAAUGCUACAAUUAAAUAUGGUCAGAGGGGAGAGCUGUAUGACUAGAGGAGUGGAUUCCAGUAUGAAGACUUUAAAUACCACUUCUGGCAAUGAAGCCAAACUCUCAUGGAACAGCGAACGAGAAGAAAAACGAUGGCUGAGACAUCAUCGACUAUUUAUAGUCCUUUUUAUAUAUAUAGAAAAAGGGAAAUCAUAUGGAGACAGACUUAGAAAGAAUGGGUCAUGUAUAUUACGCUUCUUAAAUCAUCAACCCAAACUCAACUAUACUAGUAUUCUAUCAGUUGAACUUAUUGCUAGAACACCGAAAAGUGUGGUCACGUCAUAAGUGGUCGGUGACCUGUCAAUUAUUGUUUGGGGUAACAAUCUUUUUAUGUUUCUAUUAAAAGUUGAGUAUUCCGGUGUUUGAAUUUCUUAUCACAGACAUCAACGAAUGUUCCAGCAAUCCUUGUUUAAACGGAGGAUCGUGUACUGACCAGGUUAAUGGAUAUGCUUGUAGCUGUCUGCCUGGAUAUACAGGAGCACAGUGUCAAACAAGUAAGAAAUUUUUUUAGUGUAGUAUCCCUGAAUAGUUUUGGCAAAAGUUGUAAUCAAUCUUUAAAUAUUGCCAUGAAAAGUUGUCUUUUCUCAUCUUGUACAUUUUGCCACAGACAUCAACGAAUGUUCCAGCAAUCCCUGUUUAAACGGAGGAUCGUGUACUGACCAGGUUAAUGGAUAUUCUUGUAGCUGUCAGCCUGGAUACACAGGGGCUAGGUGUCAAUCAGGUACGUACGCAUUAGCAUUAAGGGGGCAUUACGGUUGGAUUUUAAAGAAAAAUUGAAAAUUUCACCAGUUUUUUUAUUUCCUCUUAAAUGAUACGAGAAUCCAUCUAGUUUUAGAUUGUACAUGUAGUUUAGGCUUAAUUAUUCGCGCGCCGCUAAAAAUCAGCCGCUUUGAAGGGCUGGUAAAUUGUUCGGGUUUGGUUGCUAUGGCAACCACAAGUAGUUCAGUCGCUUUGGCACGUUUUAUUUUUCCAAAAUUGUACAAAAACUCAUUCCAGGUGAUCAUGAGACCCAAGAGUCCAGUCCCAGAUUCUCUGACUCGGAAUUUCCAAUACUUUGAAGCCCGGUUACAAAGCACUUAGUCUUCACAGAUUUAGCGUGAGCGUCCAUCUUGCUUACUUUUGUUCUUGUUAGUAAAUCAUGCCAAAAGUUGGGAGAAAACAGUCUGUUUUAAGGAAUAGUGUGUCAAAAAGAAAGAAAGGUUUUAGGGAAACCCAGAAACAGGAGGUAGCGCAGAAGAGAAGGAAAGAAACGCGAGCUGUAGAAGUGACCUUUGUUGGUGAAGACAAUGUUGUCAGCGAGAAAAUUCCACCCCCCGCAGAAUCUGCUUCCAAACGGAAAAUACAGGCAAACGACGAUGGAAGCUCCUGGAAUGAAACUGCUGAAGAUGAUCUGGCCCCUGCCGAAGGAUACAGACUUGUUUCAAUGGACAGUCUUCUAAAUUUGUGAAGAGAAUUUACGCACAAACUCCAUGCCAUUUAGGUAAGAGUUAUGUGAGUUAAAUUAUAAGAUCUAUGAACUAAGAUAUAAAAGCUGUUUUUCUGGAUCAAUGCUGGGCCAAAAUUACUACAGCUAUAUCUCUUUAUUAAUAAAAGCGUUGAUUGUCUUUAUUCAUCUACUAGGCAAAGUACAAAUGUUGGAGAGUUCCAGUAACCGGUUUGGGCUAGGUAGCUCACUUUAUGCCAAGUGCAGUGGUUGCGGUAUGUCCGAGUUUCUUGCAACUGGUAACCACCCUCAAGAUGAUGUUAAUCCAAGGACUCUUCAGGGAAAAGAUGUGAACAGAAGAAUGGUGUUGACUGCAUUUGAGAGUGGCAUUGGAAAAGAAGGAGUUGCCAAAUUUUGCGAGGUCUUCAAUAUGCCUUUUAAUAUUUCACCUGACACCUGGUACAGCCAUGAAGAGAUCCUUAGUCAAGCCUUCCAAGAGGAANUGAAGAGAAUUUACGCACAAACUCCAUGUCAUUUAGGUAAGAGUUAUGUGAGUUAAAUUAUAAGAUCUAUGAACUAAGAUAUAAAAGCUGUUUUUCUGGAUCAGUGCUGGGCCAAAAUUACUACAGCUAUAUCUCUUUAUUAAUAAAAGCGUUGAUUGUCUUUAUUCAUCUACUAGGCCAAAUACAAAUCUUGGAGAGUUCCAGUAACCGGUUUGGGCUUGGUAGCUCACUUUAUGCCAAGUGCAGUGGUUGUGGUAUGUCCGAGUUUCUUGCAACUGGUAACCACCCUCAAGAUGAUGUUAAUCCAAGAACUCUUCAGGGAAAAGAUGUGAACAGAAGAAUGGUGUUGGCUGCAUUUGAGAGUGGCAUUGGAAAAGAAGGAGUUGCCAAAUUUUGCGAGGUCUUCAAUAUGCCUUUUAAUAUUUCACCUGACACCUGGUACAGCCAUGAAGAGAUCCUUAGUCAAGCCUUCCAAGAGGAAACAAGUGAACAGCUACAAAAGAACUGUGCAGAAGCCAGAAAGCUUGCCAUGCUUGAGGAAGCUCUUGAUGAUGAUGAUGAUAAUGUGACUAUUGUAGAUAUUCCCAUUAGUUUUGAUGGUACAUGGUCGAAGCGUGGCUACACUGCUAAUCACUGUAUUGGCUUUGUGAUAUCUGCAGCUACAGGAAGGGUUCUGGAUUUUGAAGUAAUUUCCAAGGUGUGUCAGCAAUGUACUCAAAUGAAGGCAAAACUUGAUGAGGCAGGUUUCAAUGACUGGUAUCAAGACCAUAUCUGUGAAGGGUCCUACAAAGGAUCCAGCCCUAGCAUGGAAAUGGAAUGUGCAAAGAGGCUUUGGGGGCGGAGUGAGAACAAUUAUGUCAGAUACAAAUGGAUGAUUUAUGAUGGUGACUCUAAAUCAUACAAUGCUAUAUGGAGUGUGUAUGGUGCAUGUGACACUUGUCACAAGUAUGAAGCGAUGAAACAAUCUGACAAAGAACUCAUUGCAUGGAAAAACUCUCAAGAGCACAAGACAUGGGAAGAAGACCAUCUUCAAGGAAAGGCAGAGUGUGAGAGAGUGAUAAAAUUGGACUGUAUUGGGCAUGUCCAAAAGAGGCUUGGAAAGGCCCUUUAUGAGUUUCAAAGUUCCUCCACUAAGCUGUCUGAUGGCAAACCAGUGAAAGGUAGAGAUAGGCGACUAACUAAGAAAGCUAUUGAAAAACUGAAAAAAAACUAUGGAAAAGCUGUGCGUAACAAUGUAAACAGAAACAUAGCUUCGACGAGUGAGAGAGACAGUGCAGUAAAAAAGAUGCAAGUGGAGAUAAAAGCUGGCCUGUAUCACUGCCUAAAAAUUUCAAACCAAGAAAGGCACAAAUACUGUCCAGUUAAUUCAUGGUGCAAGUUCAAAAAAGGAUUGCCUUGUCCAAACAAGCCACAUCACCUGGAUGGUGUUUUCAAGGAACCACUUGAAAAAAUCUAUGAUCGUUUGAGCGAGCCAGCACUCCUCAUCAGAUGCUUUCCUGGAUACACCCAGAAUGCAAAUGAGUCUGUCAAUGCAUUGGCAUGGAACAAGUGUCCCAAGCAUAAGUGGCAUGGAAGAAAUCGAAUUGUCAUGGCUGCAUCCUCUGCCGCUUUGCACUUCAGUUGUGGUGCAACAAAAAAGUUUGAUGUCAUGAGGAAAGCUGAAAUCUCACCUGGCAAGCACAGUUGGAAGGAAGCAAGAUGAAGAGACAGUGGAAGAAUUCUGCAAGCAGAGCACAGAGCUCAAGAAAAACACAAAAAAUAUAGACUUGUACGAAGACAAGCUAAGCAGAGAGAAGAAGACUUGCGUGUAACCCGGGAAGGCAUGACCUAUGAAGCGGGAGGUUUUGACGAAACACAGUUGUGCAGAAUGGGUAAAAAGAGAAAGAACCAAAGAACCUAAGCAUACCUUCAAGUAGGUGUGCUGUUAUGCAUCAAAGGCCAUUUUAGGGAGUCAUUAUUCUUACAAGUGACAUUUAGAUAAAACUUAACUUUCAAUUGCAUUUUUCUGAAAAUAGCUUUUUUCACAGUAUUUUUGUUGGCCCCUCAUAUUUCUCAAAGAGUAUUUCAGCUAUUGUCACCAAAUUUGGUACAAAGAUUGUUUAUGUAAUUGUCUGCAACCUAAUUGAGCAAAAUUUCUGUUUUUGAAAUACAACUGGUUUUAUAAGUAAUUUGUCGUUCGCAAAAUCUAAUUUGUUACCAUGACAACCAAAAUGGUCAAAAGGUGAUAACUCUCAAUAAGGUUGCAGUCCAUUGCAUACUGCUUUAUUUUACCAAAGAUUAGGUGAUUAUUUAAAAAGGAAAUGACAAAAAAGUGAGGGGCCCCGAUUUAGCCCCCAAAAUAGCCCCUCACAGUAACUUGUUAAUUAUUAACCUAAAAUAAACAAUAUGGUAACUCUAAAUAUGUCGUGUGGUAAGCAAUUGCCUGGGUGUACUUCUUACCAAGUUUGAGCUGAUUUGAUUGAAUUGUUGAUUAAAUAUGAUUUUUUAAGUAAGCUACCAAAAUCUUACCAUGAACUUACCGUAAUGCAAAUGUUGCCAUUUGACAUUCAAGAAGAGUUCUUUCGUAUGAGAAUGACAGAGAUAAUUCGUUGGUUGUCUUGUGGCAUUGUGGCCCCUCCAACUUUGGCCCAUCCCUUCUUGGUAAUUAUUACACAGUUCCCUAUACAACAAAAGGAGGAUGGUGUCUUUUUCGAAAGUAUAUUGAGACAAUGUAACUACUCUUCAUCGCUGACAUAUGUUAAGUAGCCCAAAUUUUUUAAUAGUUUUUGGAGUAGGGUGACCAAUACAACAUCGUGCGAUGCAACACCUUGAAUGUUACAAUGUCGUUCUAACCUCUACGUGUUCUCCAUAAUUAUAAUCAAGCCUAAAAUUCUGUUCGCUUUUCUCGCAAUGGUAUUAAUAUGACAAUUCACAUGAAGAGAUGAUGGUUUUAGGUGGGCCAAAGCUGCGAAAUUCGUCUGAAAUUUCCUCCAAGACAGAACCGUUCAUUUGCGGUCCUAUUUGAUAUUAAAUGGUUGGUAAUUCGCACUAACUUGCAGUACUUACAUCGAAGGUUAUCUUGUUUAAAGAUGACUCCACGUAACAGUUUAUCGAGAUCCCCUUAAUACAUCAUCUCUGAUUAUUGGGGCAAGUUAUUACAGAUAACUCUAAAUGCGUUACAUUGAUCUGCAUGAAGUCCCACCGACUCCCUAGGAGUGACCACCUCAGGAGGAUCACUGAUAACUUAAAAUAGCGAAAACAGGGGGCACAAGAUUGAUCCCUGUGACAUACCAGACGGGAUUCAGUUUAGCGCACUUGAGCAAUUGCCAUCAGCUAUAACCCCUUACUUACGAUUUGAUAAUCGGGAACACCCUUUCAUGAAGCCAUGCUGCCAAUCAGAAGGAAAGGUGAAUAAAUGGCCCCGGUGGAUGAUUUUUUCAUUUUGCUUUAAAAACUGGUAGCUCUUCAGUUCCAGAUAAAGGAAACUUCACCCCGGCUAAAAGAUGGUUAGUGGCUGCAGCAGCUUCUUGGUAGGCAUGUCCCGACUGCGCUGGAAAAUUCGCCAAAACGAGCUCAAAACAUGGCAAAAAAGUGUUCAUGACAAAUGGUGCUCGAAUUUUUGAAAAAAGUGCUUGAAAUUUCCAAAAAAGCUUGAAAGAUGCUCGUACGUUUUUAACUAUUUCCUAGCAGAUAUGUUCAUAAAUAUUCUUAGUUUUAUAAAAGCUUUACCCCUCGAUUGUCUAAUAGGUGACCACAACAGAAGUGAAACACCAAUGUUUUUUUUUUCCAAAAUCGACUGUUUCCACGGUUAAAAGCAGCAUUUUUAAGACAACAGUCAGGCGACAAUGUGGUUGAUUAUUCAAGUUCGUGAUAAAAGAAUUACUCGGCUUACUGAAAUCGUUUCAAAGACAACAUAUUGCAUUUAACAUGUGGAAAAUUGAAAAAAAAAAUUAAAAUGCUUAAUUGUUGCCCAAAAAGUGAAAAAUGCUCAAUUUCUGCUCAAAAGUCAAGAAAGUGUUCAAGAGUGCUGGAAAUGUAAAAUACUGCUCCAAAUUAAAAAAAGUGCCGAAAAAGUGCCCAGCACAAUCGGGAAAAGCCUACUUCUUGGCACAAAUAUAAAUAUUCAAAAUACUUGCGGGGGAAUUAAGAUACCAAAAUACCGAGCCAGUACUUCGAGCCAGGACUCCAGUCACCACCUGACGUAUACUAGAAAUGAGUUAUCGCAAAAGUCUCGCGAAGCUGUAAAGGCUCAUGGGUGAGAAUAAAGGAAAACAAGCCAAAGGGAAAAAAUAUAAACAACAAAAACGAAAACUAAACAGAAAAAGUGUGCAAAGAAAACGAAAAUGGCCACAUCGCGAUUCAAACCCACACCUUCUACGAGAGAAACCAACUCCAAGACAACUGGGCCACGCUGCCGCUGAAUAACUAAUCGGAUCACGUAAAAUUAAUAGUCUUAAACAAUUUUCCCUACUUAAUGCAACUUGUAGUCAGAAGAGAUAGCUGUAUGACUAGAGGAGUCGAUAUGAUCGAAAAGACUUUUCAUAUCACUUCGGCAAUGAAUGCAAAUUCUCAUGGGACAGCAAAGCGAGACAAAAAUCGGUGGCUAAGACAUAAUCGACUAUUCAAAGUCCUUUUUAUUCAGAAAAAGGUAAGUCAUAUGGAGACAGACUUCUAAAUAACGCGUCAUGUAUUUUAAGCGUCUUCAGUGUAAGAUAUGUACAUCAAGGCAAACUUAACUACACUAGUAUUCUAUCAGUUGAACUUAUUGCUAAAACGCCUAAAAGUGUGGUCACGUCAGGGGUCGGUCACCUUUUGACUGUUGUUUGGGAACAACAAUCUUUUAAUGUUUCUAUUAACAGUUGAGUAUUCCGGUGUCUUAUAUUUUUUAUUACAGACAUCAACGAAUGUUCCAGCAAUCCUUGUUUAAACGGAGGAUCUUGUACCGACCAGGUUAACAGAUAUGCUUGUAGCUGUCAGCCUGGAUACGCAGGAGCACAGUGUCAAACAAGUAAGAAAUAUUUUUAACGUAAUGGACCCCUGAGUAGUUUUGGCAAAAGUGGUACGUGUAAUCCAUCUUUUAAUAUUGCCAUGAAAAGUUUACCUUUCUCGUAUAAUUUGCACAUUUUGCCACGGACAUCAACGAAUGUUCCAGCAAUCCUUGUUUAAACGGAGGAUCGUGUACUGACCAGGUUAAUGGCUAUGCUUGUAGCUGUCAGCCUGGAUACACAGGAGCACAGUGUCAAACAAGUAAGAAAUAUCUUUAUUGUAAUAUCCCCGGAAUAGUUUUGGCAAAACUUGUAAUCAACCUUUUAAUAUUGCCAUGAAAAGAUGUCUUUUCUCAUAUUGUACAUUUUGCCACAGACAUCAACGAAUGUUCCAGCAAUCCUUGUUUAAACGGAGGAUCGUGUACUGACCAGGUUAAUGGAUAUGCUUGUAGCUGUCAGCCUGGAUACACAGGGGCUAGGUGUCAAUCAGGUACGUACGCAUUAGCAUUUAAAACACUGCAAAUGUUGCGAUUUGACAUUCAAGAAGAGUUCUCUCGUAUGAGAAUGACGGAAAUAAUUCGUGUGGAGAGAAAGGGGAAAAAUCGGCGAGCAUAG
Porites evermanni is the source of this 16358-nucleotide messenger RNA. The record is from the annotation of a GenBank genome assembly. Lineage: Eukaryota; Metazoa; Cnidaria; Anthozoa; Scleractinia; Poritidae.